AUGCUGAUACGACCAGUCCACGUGUUCGGCGUGGUGUUUCUGGCCGCAUUUGUGCACCUCGUCGACUCGCAGGCGUUGAACGACCCGAUCACGCAGUACAUCGAGGGAAGGCUCGGCAAUCGACGCAUCUUCUGGUGUCCCUCGGGUUACGGCUACUUGGCAUUCUGCCCACAACCCACCGACUGGGACAACUACAACUGGUGCUGCACAUGGCCCUACAUGGGAUCAUGGAAGCCGUCAUGUUGCCCAUUCGCAAUUCCAACCGGGGCAGUGGUGGCCAUUAUCAUUGCAGCCAUCAUCCUUGUUGCAGUGCUAAUCGGCCUGUCGUGCUGGUGCUGCUACUGCUGUCCGUUAUAUAAGGAGCUGUACGAGUCGCCGUACGACGAU
Molecule: messenger RNA, 387 nt
Organism: Mesorhabditis spiculigera
Lineage: Eukaryota; Metazoa; Nematoda; Chromadorea; Rhabditida; Rhabditidae
Source: the annotation of a GenBank genome assembly